GGGCCUUAGUCAACGAUCAAAUUAAUCGGAGAAUCUUCUGAGUCCCGAGUCGGGGAAUACGUCUACUCCGCAUGUUGUAUACGUGUUGUAACAACGGUAGGCUGAUGCGCCACUGUUCGUGUAAUCUGUAUCGAUAGUCACUGAUAGUAAACCGUGAACUUCUAAAAUGUCGCGUACGAAAACGGAGAAAAAUGGGAACGGAGCUAAGUGCGAGGUUAGCGUAUGGACACGUGCAAUCACCGCGAACUCAGAAUGGCCGGACAAGGAGGAAUUUCUUGAUGUAAUAUACUGGGCGAGACAAGUAAUUGGUAUUAUUGUUGGUAUAGGAUGGGGCCUUAUACCAUUGAAAGGUUUUAUAGCUCUAUUGUUAUUUGUAAUAGUUAAUGCGGGAAUUACCUAUUUAUACUUUAGCAGUUUCCAACAAAUUGAUGAGGAAGAAUACGGUGGUAUGUGGGAGUUGACGAAAGAGGGCUUUAUGACCUCAUUCGCUGGUUUUUUGGUAACUUGGAUUAUUAUAUACUCGGGAUUGCAUUUCGACUGAUUUAUAUAGACCAUGGGAUAAAGAGCAAUAGCUUUUUCGUACGGAUCAUCGCUGCUGCCAAACUCAUUAUGCGUAUGCAAUAGUCAUUCCUUCGCAAUAGAUAUCAUAUAUUGACUUCUUGUAUACUGUUACAUAUUGUUACAUAUAAAUAUAAUUUAUCUGUAUAAAG
Messenger RNA from Monomorium pharaonis (pharaoh ant), 710 nucleotides. Its product is annotated as respirasome Complex Assembly Factor 1. The transcript has 4 exons. NCBI's taxonomy places the organism in Eukaryota, Metazoa, Arthropoda, Insecta, Hymenoptera, Formicidae. Gene Ontology annotation, biological process: mitochondrial respirasome assembly. Bases 167 to 541 code for a protein of 124 amino acids. The record is from RefSeq and is a predicted model, not a curated record.